AUGAAACGGCCAUCAGGCUACCUCCUGGGACCCGUCGACGGUGAACUCGGAAGUAGUAUGGGACGCUCAGGGUUAGCCAGCUUGGAGCUCGCCGAUGAUCAAAAGCGCCGGGAAGCUCGGGACUCUCAGGCUGGUCCCCCCGCCAAGGUUCGCCUCCCAGCAGCCCCUCAGACUUUUGAUGUAGGAGCUGCACAGCAAUGCUGCAAUGCUCUUGAAGCCAUAUUGACUUCCUCGGCCGUCUUAUACCCAUGUUCACUCGAAUACGACGCCCAAUUAUCUACCUAUUACACCCUGGAACAGGCCGCACAACGCCCGGCUUGUCGUAUAGCCCCUACCACUACUAAAGAUGUCGCGCUUAUCAUGGGAUUCGCGACCACUUCUGGAUGCGAAUUCGCCGUUCGUUCAGGCGGCAAUAUGAGCUGGGAAGGCUCAUCGAAUAUCGGUGCACACGGAUUCACCAUCGACUUACAGGGCUUGAAAGGGAUAGAGUUCGACGAUGAUGCAAAGACGGUCUCUGUCGCCCCCCGGUUGACGUGGGGAGAGAUCUACGCGUUUCCGAAGCCCCAUGGACUACAUACCAUGGGCGCUCGUGCCUCCAGUGUUGGGAUUGGUGGGUUUCUGCUAGGCGGUAAGUCGAUUCCUCGAGCCUUGUUGACAUCAUCCUCGACUACGAGGUCGCACUUUCUAAUGGAUCCAUCUUUCAUGCUAACGCAAUCGAACGCGCCGAUCUUUUCUGGGCAUUGA
This is a messenger RNA of Pleurotus ostreatus (oyster mushroom), 744 nucleotides long. RefSeq lists its product as uncharacterized. The transcript is spliced from 4 exons. Lineage: Eukaryota; Fungi; Basidiomycota; Agaricomycetes; Agaricales; Pleurotaceae. The record is from RefSeq and is a predicted model, not a curated record. Bases 1 to 744 code for a protein of 247 amino acids. Gene Ontology annotation, molecular function: FAD binding.